UAUAAUAGUAUAAAAGUGAACACUUCGUUUAACGGAGAGUUUACCGUGGGCGAUAAGCGGGCAAAUAAAAGUGUCAACACGGGAAAUGUUGAACUUUUCACAACAUCGGACUUGAGUGAGUGGUAUCGGAAGCGAGUCGUGGAGCCGACUCUGAGAUCGCUCGAGGAGUUCCAGGAGAGUGACAGUGGCUGGACAUUAACAUCAAUAACAAAUUCAACUGUGAACAUCAACAAGUACAACGCUUUGCGGGCGGGAUGUCACGUUUCAUUGGCGAAACGUAUACAGUUGAAAAGAGCGGUGGUAAAUGUGAAAUCGGCGGAUAAUGCGUGUUUUGGAUGGGCUAUGACUGCUGCACUUUAUCCAGCAGAAAAAAACAGCGAUCGCACAUCCUCUUACCCGCAUUAUUCAACGAUAUUCAACUUCCAAGGCAUCAACUUCCCUAUGACGUUGGACCAGAUUGGGAAAUUUGAGAAGAUGAAUAAUCUCUCAAUCAAUGUCUAUAGCGAGAAGGAGGAAGUCAUUCUACCAGUCCGCGUGAGCAAGGAGAAGAAAGAGCGACACUUCAACUUGCUUUACAUCGAAGACGUGUCGGGAUGUGGAAUUGGACACUUCGCGUGGAUCAAGAAUUUAUCCCGGCUCGUCAACUCACAGCUCAAUUCUGAUGGGCACAAGAAAUACAUCUGUGAUCGAUGCCUUCAUUACUUCCCAACCAUUGAUAAGCUGCAGUUCCAUGAGGUGGAUUGUGGCGUUAUCAACGAUUGUGCCGUUCGACUACCAGCUGAGAACGACAAAUGGUUGGAGUUUACCAAUGCCAAUCGGAAGGAGCGUCUCCCGUUCGUGGUAUACGCCGACCUCGAAUGCAUCUUGGAGAAGACCAGCUCUGAAGAAAGGGAGAAAAAUAAGAGCCAACAUCAUCGCGUCUUCAGCGUUGGAUAUUAUGUAAAGUGCUCCUACGAUGAUUCGCUUUCGGGAUACCACGAACGCCGAGGUGAGGACUGCGUGGAAUGGUUCGUAGAAGAACUUGAACAAUUAGCUUUGCGCGUAGAAAAGAUUCUUCUUACGAACGUUCCGAUGAAAGAAUUGUCUCCGCAAGAGUGGAGGAAAUUUCGGGAACAAAAAGAGUGCCAUAUUUGUGAGAAACCUUUUGUCGAGGGUGACGAGCGUGUUCGCGAUCAUUGCCACCUGACAGGGCAAUUCAGAGGUCCGGCUCAUUCAAAUUGUAAUUUAAACUAUCAGAAUUCGUAUGUACCUGACGCAGAGCACAUUCAUCAGAAUAAUUCAAUUCCGAAGCAGGAAAUAUUUUCUCCAGCUACAGCGAAGAUUUCAAAGAAGAGAGGCAGCCUGAAUUUCUCUGAACUUCAGAAAGCCUUUAUAAAUCUUUCUCCAGGGUGGCCAAAAUAUGAAUCAAGUUGCGCAGGCAUAAAAUUGCUAUUUUAUUACAUCAAUGAGACUGUCGCAGUGAACGGUUCUUUCCAAAUGCUGUCAUCAAAGAAUGUCAUGAUCAAAGAAGACAUGUCAAUAGACAUAAGGGUAUUUGGUCAGUUGCUUGCUCUCAGUAAUUUUAACAUGCCUCGCCACAUAAGCAACAUCGAAGAUUUGGAAGAAUUAUUAUUAAUGAUUCACCGUUUCAAUGUGUGUCGUGGUGUAACACAGCCGGCGGGAUCAGGAAUAUUGGAAAUUGAUUUGAACACUAGAUCAUUAAUCAAAGAUAAUGCUGGAACUUUGCGUCACACAGAUUGCAUCUUGCUCCUGAAAAAUUUGAAAAUGUGCACGCGUUGUAAUGCGACGAACAACGCUCUGCGAAAAACUCGACGUCGAUUUCAACAAACUGGGAUAGAUAUGCAAAAAGAAAAGAUCGUCCGAAUGAAAAAUCAAAAUCGGGUAUUGUCAACUUUACGGACGAAGUAUCGUACAGUGCUAUGA
Messenger RNA from Venturia canescens, 1923 nucleotides. RefSeq lists its product as uncharacterized. The transcript is spliced from 3 exons. The record is from RefSeq and is a predicted model, not a curated record. The coding region runs from base 343 to 1923 and encodes 526 amino acids. Lineage: Eukaryota; Metazoa; Arthropoda; Insecta; Hymenoptera; Ichneumonidae.